CCCAACACACACACACACUGCCUAAACCGCUGAUGUUGCGCAUUUUGUGAUUGGGGAAAUGUUAUUCUAAUUUAGGAUGCGUUCAUGAGUUUAUUGUGGGUGUGCACACACACAGACAGAGACAGAGAGAGAGAGAGAGAGAGAGAGAGAGAAUGGGAUCAUUCCAUUUACCGGGGAAACUCUGAAGCAGUCUCGCGCUCCUGAAUGCGUCUCCAGCUUUACACCAAAACGCAUCCAAGUGGAUUUUUUUUUUUUUUUUUUUUUGCACGCUUUGAUGCACGUGCAAUGGAAUAAAUCUGAGCCGGUGAUGAUGCACAAGCAGAAAUAUCCUGCAGUGCCCGACUUCUAAGACGGGAGAAGAUCCGGUGGUCCGGUGGUUCGCGCGCGCGCGCGCGCCAGCUCCCUGUGCGGAUCUCUGGAGUUUUAGUUUUAAUCCUUAGAGGAAAUGGCUCAUAAAGGAAGGACCUGGACUGUAUGGCUCGUGCUGUGUGUGUUUAUUCUCAUUUUGGCAUGUCUCGAGAGUGCCGAAUCCAGCUCUCCCUCACUGCUGGAAUCUCUCCGGUUACCUUCAGACACAGAGUACGAGAUCGUGGCUCCGUAUGAGGUGGACCGUCACGGCCGCUACGUCUCCCACGCCGUCGCUCAUCACUGUCGCAGGAGGAAGCGCUCGCCGGAGGAUCACAGGAUUGAGCCCGCCCCCACGGCGCACUUCCGGCUCCGCGGCCUCGGACAGGACUUCCACAUGGAGCUGCGUCCGUCCGGCGGUCUCGUUGCGCCGGGAUUUACCGUCCAGACUCUGAGCGGAAACGGCACCGAGAAGCUGGAGACCUUCCCUGGAGAGGAUUUCUGCUUCUAUCAAGGCUCUGUGAGGUCAAAGGUCAACUCUAGAGUGGCGCUAUCCACGUGCGCCGGGAUGUCAGGUCUGAUCCGCACCCCAGGAGGCCGAUUACUUCUUGAAGCCGCUCCUCCUGCACCAGUUACAGAACGAGAACUACAACCGCAGCACCCGAACACCAUCCACACAUCCUCUACAGGAUACACACACACAUACCGGGACACUCGGGCGGAGCCAAACGCCGUCGCCGACGUCAUGGUCCUCCACGGCGACGACGGACCCGGAGCACACCAGAAACAACACUACUGCGGAAGGAGGAAGAAAUAUAUGCCGCGACCUCCCGCCGAAGAUGUUUACGUUGCUGACGAGUAUAAAUCAGCGCCGAGAGGAAGGCGAGCGGCGACGCUAAGCGCUAAAUCCCAGACGCACGUGGAGACGCUGGUGGUCGUGGAUCAGAAGAUGAUGGAGAAUCACGGGCGAGAGAACGUCACCACGUUCGUCCUCACCGUCCUCAACAUGGUUUCCACCCUGUUUAAGGACAGAACGAUAGGAGGAGAUAUUAAUGUAGUGAUUGUGGGUCUGAUCCUGCUGAGCGGAGAGCAAGAUGGUUUGGUGAUUAGUCAUCACGCUGAUCACACUCUGAGCAGUUUCUGUCAGUGGCAGUCGGCUCUGGCGGGUCGUGAAGGUCGUCGCCAUGAUCAUGCCAUCCUGCUGACCGGGUUGGACAUCUGCUCCUGGAAGAACGAGCCGUGUGACACGCUGGGUUUGGCGCCGAUCAGUGGGAUGUGUAGUAAAUACCGAAGCUGCACCGUUAACGAGGACACGGGACUCGGACUUGCCUUCACCAUCGCUCACGAGUCAGGCCACAAUUUUGGAAUGGUCCACGAUGGUGAAGGAAACGUGUGUAAGAAGUCCACAGGGAACAUCAUGUCCCCUACAUUAGCGGGAGAUAACGGACUCUUCUCCUGGUCGUCCUGCAGCCGUCAGUAUCUCACGCGCUUUCUCAGCACCGCUCAAGCUACAUGUCUUUCGGACGAACCGAACGCGAUGGAGGAAUACAAAUAUCCGGAGAAGCUUCCCGGCGAGCUCUACGACACGGACACUCAGUGCAAAUGGCAGUUUGGAGAAAAAGCCAAACUCUGCACACUGAGCUUCAAAAAGGACAUCUGUAAGGCUCUGUGGUGUCAUCGCACCGGCCGAAAAUGCGAGACCAAAUUCAUGCCGGCGGCCGAGGGCUCCAGCUGUGGCCCCGAGAUGUGGUGCCGUCGUGGAGCAUGUGUGAAGCGGGGUGAUGAAGGUCCUCAGCCUGGUUACGGUCACUGGUCCGAGUGGUCCGAUUGGUCGAGCUGCUCCAGGACGUGUGAGAGUGGCGUGAUGUACCGAGAGAGACAGUGCAAUCGCCACGAGCGUGCGGAUGGAGGGAGUGUGUGUGAGGGCGUGUCUCGUGUGUAUAAACUGUGUAACACUGUGGACUGUCCUGCGAGUGCGGUGGACUUCAGAUCGGCUCAGUGUGCCGAGUUUAACACAAAGCCCUUUCGCAGCUUUUACUACAGAUGGAAACCUUACCAGCAAUUUAAAGAUCAUGAUGUGUGCAAGCUCUACUGCAUCGCCGAGGGCUACGACUUCUUCUUUGCGCUUUCCAACAAAGUCCGUGAUGGCACACGGUGUACACUGGACAGCAAUGAUGUGUGCAUCGACGGCGUGUGUGAGAAAGUGGGUUGUGACCACGAGCUGGGCUCAACAGCCGUACUGGACACGUGUGGUGUCUGCAAUGGCAAAAACUCUACCUGUAAACUCUACAAAGGCCGAUACACCAAGCAACACUAUUCCAAUCAGUACUAUGGAGUGGUCACUAUCCCGGCAGGUGCCCGUAGCAUUCGUGUGGUGGAGUCAAACUCCUCCAGAUCUUUUCUUGCCCUGAGGAAUACACACAGGAAAUACUAUCUAAAUGGUCAUUGGAAAGUGGACUGGCCUGGACGUUACUCCAUUGCGGGAUCGGUUUUUGACUACAAACGACCCUAUAAUGGUCUUGAGGGUCUGACCUCCACAGGGCCCACCAGUGAAACUCUGGUGGUAGAGAUCCUGCUGCAGGGUUCGAACCCAGGCGUGCGUUGGGAAUACACACUAACCAAAGCCAAGAUGGAGAAGGUAACCAAGCCCAAACACAAAUACACAUGGGCUGUGAUUCGCUCCGAGUGCUCUGCUACUUGUGCCGGAGGCGAGAUGAAAACGAAGGCGGCGUGUUAUAAGGAUCAGCGAGUCCAAGUGAACACGUCGUACUGUAACCCCAAAUCUCGGCCCAAAACCGGUACCAUUUCCUGUAACACCCAACCCUGCCCUCCCAGAUGGAGUGUGGGAGACUGGGGUGUGUGUAGUCGUACGUGUGGGUCGGGGGAACAGAGUCGACAGGUGCAGUGUGUUCAGAUGGCGAGUCACACCCGGGUGAAGGUGCUGAGCGAUGAGCAGUGUGUUCAGCCUCCGCCUGUGCGCACACACACCUGUAACACACACUCCUGCCCACCUACAUGGAGCGUUGGCACCUGGACUCAGUGUUCACGUAAGUGUGGUAAGGGUGUGCAGAGGAGGGCAGUGGUGUGUGUGCGCAGAACUCCGGGAUCACGUGACCUUGUUCUCCCAGACAGCGAAUGUGUGCUUCUGCCCAAACCACACAGCCUGGAGAACUGCGUACUGAAACCCUGCCCAAGAACACACACUACACACUGGAGCAUCACUCACUGGCAACAGUGUUCAGUGACGUGCGGUGCAGGUGUUCAGCUUCGCUCUCUGCAGUGUGUAGAGAAGGACAUGACGGGGAAACAGAGAACGCUGACCGAGAAGAAGUGCCAACACACACCCAAACCAUCAGCCGAGCUGCAGAGAGUGUGUGUUCAACCUGACUGCGUCAACACACACCGCUCUCACACACCACAGUGGUACACAUCAACCUGGUCUCAGUGUACAGUGUCAUGUGGUGGUGGUGUCCAGCUCCGCUCUGUUCAGUGUCUCCUCCACAGACGCCCCUCAUCCACUUGUUCCCUUCAUUUGAAACCGGCUGCGUCUCAAAUCUGCAACACCAACUUCUGUCCUCCGCAGCACAGAGACACCGUGUGUAAGGACUCGUACAGUUGGUGUCACCUGGUGCUGCAGCACGGAGUGUGUAACCAUCACCUGUACAGGGCGCAGUGCUGUCUCUCCUGCUCAAACACCAACUUCUGAUCUGCAUCAGCAAUGAAAUUAAGGAUUAGCGUGUUAGCAUGUGCGACACACACAGACACACAAACGCGCACACACACACACACCAUGUGUGUCUGUAGAGUAUGUGGAGCAGCUCACGUCAGACUGAGACGCAGGGAUGUGUGGACAGAGAUGGAGAGAGACGGAGAGAGAGAUUGCUGCAGUUCGUGUAUUUGAAGGGUGCAGCGUGAAGAUUUAGGACACGCGCAUUUGCUGAGAUGGGUGGGAUUUGGUUGUGCGAGUGUGUGCCGUGAUGCGAGGACUCUACAAUUUUGCCUUUUGCACAUAAAAUAUAAAAGUGACUGUCUGCGUUGUUUUGUUUUUUUUGUGGAAAAUUUUAGGAGAAUGUUGGGCUUUGUGCCGUGGACUGACUGAAGAAUCGGUUUUACACUGUUUGUAUUAAAAUGGACAUGUUUUUUUUUUUUAAAGUAAUGAAAUAAAUGUCAUAGUUUCUGUUUAAAGUAAAGGUUAAACAUUAAAAGUGUGUUGUUUCACUGAGGCCUUUCCCAUGACAAUUCAGUCACAAUCAUCAUAUGCCUGGGUCAAUCUUUGUGAAAUCACCUGAGACCUCCUGACUGACCAGCUCAGAUUUGCUUCAUACUUUCUGGAAAUGUUGAGACUAUUCCUACUAAAUAGUGUGCAAAAUGUCAGACUUGUACCUGGAUUAUUUUCUGAGAUACAGAGGCUUUAAAAAACAAACAAACAACAUUUUACUGUUAA
This is a messenger RNA of Ictalurus furcatus (blue catfish), 4789 nucleotides long. Its product is annotated as A disintegrin and metalloproteinase with thrombospondin motifs 16. The record is from RefSeq and is a predicted model, not a curated record. Gene Ontology annotation, cellular component: extracellular matrix. NCBI's taxonomy places the organism in Eukaryota, Metazoa, Chordata, Actinopteri, Siluriformes, Ictaluridae. Gene Ontology annotation, molecular function: metalloendopeptidase activity. Gene Ontology annotation, biological process: extracellular matrix organization; proteolysis.